This is a messenger RNA of Lactuca virosa, 1063 nucleotides long. NCBI's taxonomy places the organism in Eukaryota, Viridiplantae, Streptophyta, Magnoliopsida, Asterales, Asteraceae. The record is from the annotation of a GenBank genome assembly.
AUGGCGAAUCCGGAUUUGCAAAUGAACGUUCAAAUGGAGCAGAUCCAUGGAGAAAUUCGUGACAAUUUUCGAGCCCUCGCAACUGGGUUUCAGAAACUGGACAAGAUUAAAGACUCCACCAGACAAAGUAAACAAUUGGAGGAUCUUACAGGAAAGAUGAGAGAGUGUAAAAGGUUGAUCAAAGAGUUUGACCGUGAAAUCAAAGAGGAGGAAAGUAAAAAUCCUCCAGAAGUCAGCAAGAAACUCAAUGAUGAGAAGCAAUCAAUGAUCAAAGAGUUAAACUCAUAUGUGGCCUUGAGAAAGACAUACCAAAGCACUCUUGGAAAUAAAAGGGUUGAACUUUUUGACAUGGGAGCAGGUGCUAGUGAGCCCAUGGCUGAUGAGAAUGCUCAGGUGGCAUCAGAAAUGUCGAAUCAAGAGCUUGUUCAAGCUGGCAUGCAGACAAUGAAUGAGACUGAUCAGGCCAUUGAACGAUCCAAACAGGUUGUUCAACAAACAGUUGAAGUGGGAACCCAAACUGCUGCUAAUUUGAAAGGCCAAACUGAUCAAAUGGGUCGAAUAGUGAAUGAACUUGACACGAUUCAAUUCUCAAUUAAAAAGGCAUCUCAGCUUGUGAAGGAGAUAGGACGCCAGGUGGCGACGGAUAAAUGCAUCAUGCUAUUUCUAUUUCUUAUCGUGUGUGGGGUGAUUGCUAUUAUUGUCGUGAAGAUUGUGAAUCCCAACAACAAAGACAUAAAAGAUAUACCGGGGUUGGCUCCUCCGGCUCCGGCUUCAAGGAGAUUAUUGUAUGUAAGGAGGUUUGCAGAAGAAGACCAUUUUUGAUUGGCUCCUGCUUCAAGGAGAUGAGAUGAAAUAUGAUAUGAUGAUUGUUUUAAUGGUGAUAUGUAUUUUGUGAAUGUGUAUUCUUUUUUUUUUCUUCUUCUUCUUAUUAUUAUAAGAGAUGUGCAUAUCGUACCUACACUUCCAAGUUUCUCCUGUAAAUGGUGAUGGUUGCUUGUUUGCUUGCUUGGUUGGCUGUGUGUUGUUUUUUAUAUGGUGACAACCAUCCUUCAACAUUGUACCC